Molecule: messenger RNA, 2179 nt
Organism: Phlebotomus argentipes
Lineage: Eukaryota; Metazoa; Arthropoda; Insecta; Diptera; Psychodidae
Product: ecdysone-induced protein 74EF-like
Exons: 7
Coding region: 1259-2179 (306 amino acids)
Source: RefSeq, a predicted model, not a curated record
CUGUCUCGCCUAAACCAUUACUCACAUUGUACAAGGACGAACAUGUGUAUUAAUAUGUUCCAAUCUCGACUUUAUACUUCCUUGUAUUAUUUUUUUUAAAUAAAUUUAUUUCUUCAUCAAUUACAAACCAAAACGUGUUCAAGGUUCCCAAGACCAGCCGAAUAAACAUCACAAAUGUGACGACUUUUUCGCUUUUAACGGCCUGGGCAAAACUCUAAAACUAAUAACAAUUUGUGCCUUCAAUACUCUCUCUCUAUACAAUUCUCAAUUUUAUUAAGUGAAUCGAGAUAUCUCCACGAGAGAAAAUUACUGUUAAUUCGCGGGACCUGCGCGAAAACAUAAAUAAAGUUAAGUGCGAGUGUGACGGUUUCGAGAUUUGGUUUGUUACUGAAAAGAGUUGAUACAUCAAUAAGUGAAUUGUGAGAGUGCAAAAAAAGCCAUUGGAUUAACACAUUUGGUGCACACUUUGGGAUUAUCUCAAUUGAUUUGCUGUUCAUUGGAUUAAAUAUCAUCUUCAACCAACAGUGAUUCUACAUUCGAAUCAUUAAUUGCGUGAUGACUAAGAUGUGCGACUUGAGUGCCUUCUGAGAAAUGCCCGCUUGAGCUUUCCACUGAUCCUCGACACUGCAAGAGGACAGGAAAGCUCUUUCUCUCUCUCUCUCUCUCCCAAGACAAGCGAUCUCCGAGUGACGAUGAAGUUUACCACCGACAAAUGAUCCACAGAGUUAACAAAAAUGCCAACAACGCUCCAGAAAAUCGUGAAGAGUUCUUCGAUACGUAACAAAUUCCUGGAUAAAUUUCUCAAGCAUAGGAAAAUAAUAAGAAAGAUGUGAAACAUCAGUGCCUUGGAAAGAUAAUAACUAUAUUUCCCGUAGUGAUUUGUUAAGUGUCUCUAAAUUUUUAUAUAAGAACUGUGAUUCUCAGAGAAUAUUUUCUAAAAGUCGUAAAAACUUUUUUCUAGACGUGUUCAGUGUAUCGUAAGCCGUUCAACGGAAUUCCAAAGUGCUAUAAAUGUGUUUUCCCAGGAAACAACACUGCCAGCCAAUGCAUCAACCAUCUGAGGAACUUACAAAGUGUUGCCGUUCAACAGCAUUCACGGUGUUUUGAAAGUAACGAUCAAAGACUGAUUUACCGCCUUGACUUUAUUGUGAACAUUUUGUUAGGAAGAGCAAAAGGACAGAGUGUUAGAGAGCAAAGUUUUUGACUAGUUAGAGAGCGGUAGGUGUUUAGUUUAGUUGAUAAUGCCCAUCCAAGUGAUAUGGAUGAAGUUGUGACUGAACAGAUGUAUCGAAAUCACUUCACAGCUGUAUUGAAACGCUACAGGGACGAGAGAAUAGAGGGCAGUGCUGCUGUGGCAAUGCCAUUUAUCGAAGACGAGCUCCUCUGGUGUCCGGAUAACGAUGGGAGAAUGGUGGAUAUCUCAGCUUGUCUUCAGGACGCCGUAACGGCAAAUACUACGAAUCAGAACCAGGAAGUUGCAGGCGGUUCGUGCGAUUUGAGCUCACUGGAUCCCUUGUGCAAUGAUUCCGACGAGAUUCUGCGGCAAUUGGCGGAGAAUCCUUUCGAGUUAGACUCCUUCUUCUCCGAUUUCUCAGCCGUGGAAGUGAAACAGGAGGAGAACAACAAUGACCUGUCCGUGGACCCGAACGACAGUCCAACGUACUUGACUAAUUGCCAAAGCGCCUCGGCGCCCACGUCGCUGCCGCUGCAGGCCGUCAGCACGUCGCAGAGCAGCACGUGCGCCGUGUCCCAAGCGGACUCGUCGCAGAGUCACGCGCAGCAGCAGCACCAGUCGAUCCUGGCCCUCGCGAAUGCGAUCUCGGCGAGCUCCUUCGGAUCGCACCAAGCGCAGAACGGACGCAACGGCGCGCCUAUCAACAGAUACUCCAUCGCGGCCAAUCCGCUCCUCGCGGAGAAACUCAUGGCGCCAAACCUCAACGACCUGGACAGCAGCCUGGCCAUCAGCAAUCGGGCAGGACGACCGCCGGACGUUAAAGGACAGUUGACGUUUGUAUUGAAAUAUAUCUCAAAUAUAUUUCCUCAAAUAUUUGCUAAUUUACAUCGCUCUUCGCCAUUUCGCGAUGUGUGUUGGAAGGAAAGAAUGUCCUCGUGCCAUGGCAAGGCGAGAUGGGAGAAAUUCUACCCUGAGAUGCUGAAGAGGCGACUGGCUUCUGCAUGA